CUCGCCUGCGGAGCCCGUGAGCAGACCUCCCCCGCCUCCGUCAUGUCUGCAAGAACCAUCGUCAUUGACCACGGCUCUGCCUUUCUGAAGGCUGGCUUGUCGGGCUGGAAUGAGCCACAGCUGGUCUUGCCCAGUGUCGUGAACUACAUCCCCUGCCGGGAGAACCCGGGCCCCAGCUACGCUCGGCGGCGCGUGAGUCUUGGCAUCGACAUUUGCCGACCCGACACCUUCAGCUACCCUGUGCAGCGGGGCCGUGUCAUCAACUGGGAGGGUGUGGAGCACAUCUGGUCGUUUAUCCUGGAGAAGCACCGGCUGGAGCAUGGGGACUUCCCUGUGAUCGUCACAGAGAGCCCCCUCAGGGAGCCCGUGGACCGUCAGAAGACCCUGGAGAUCAUGUUCGAGCUGCUGGAUGUGCCGUCUGUGCUUCUGGCCGACCAGCUGGAGAUGUCGCUGUACUCGUCCGGCCUGCUGACGGGCGUGGUGGUGGACUCAGGCUGCGGCCUGACCCGCGUGCAGCCCUUCCACCUGGGCCGCCCGCUGCGGCCCGGGACGAAGACGCUGGAGUUCGCGGGCCAGGACCUCUCGGCCUAUCUCUUCAAGAGCCUCUUCAAGGAAGAUUACAAUCGCCACAACCUGUUCCAGCUGGACACCGUGGCCAGCACCCAGAUGCAUAAGUGCUACGUGCCGCAGAACCUGGGGGAGGAGCUGGACUUCUAUCAGGGCCUGCCGAGUGGCGCCGAUGAGAGCAACAUCUACCACCUGCCGGACGGCACCGCAGUGGAGCUGACCCCCAUGCAGCGGCUGGCCCCCGAGAUGUUCUUCAGCCCCCAGGUGUUCGACCUGCAGGGGCCCAGCCUAUCCCAGGCCACCAUGGAGUCCAUCGAGGCCUGCGAGGCCAGCCUGUGCCCGCUGCUCGCCUCCCACGUGGUGCCCUGCGGGGGCAACACCCUCUACCCUGGCUUCACCACGCGUCUCUACCAGCUGCUCGACAGCCAUUUCGCCCCCACCAAGGCUUCUGUGUUUGCGGGCUCCAGCAGGCACUUUAGCGUCUGGCUGGGAGCGUCCGUGGUGGCUCACCUGUCAACGUACAAGUCCGAGUGGCUGACGAAGCAGGAGUAUGACGAGAGCUUCAGGAUGUAGCCGGCUGGCCUGCUGCUGCGGCCCAGCUCCCCUCAGAAGGCCGUGGGGGGCUCAUCCCGGCGAGAGGCUGGGCCGGGGUGGGGUUAGCUGGCUUUGGAAUUCAAAGGUCAUGGGAGACUGUUUUAGGCUCUAGGGUUUUAUCUUGUUUCAAGACUGGGAUUCACCCCGUGGGAGGACAGGGUAACCCUUCGAGGGGCUAGUCUGUCACUGGGAUGGAGCGGCCAGCUGCCAUCUCCACGCUUAACAGUUGCUUGUUUUUUCCUGGCAUUUCUCUUGGGUGGUCCCAUUCUUUUGAUUGAGUAGGUUUUAACGGGGGCAAGGGAGAAUUAUUUUUGA
Messenger RNA from Capra hircus (goat), 1476 nucleotides. RefSeq names its product actin like 8 (gene ACTL8). The coding region runs from base 43 to 1140 and encodes 365 amino acids. NCBI's taxonomy places the organism in Eukaryota, Metazoa, Chordata, Mammalia, Artiodactyla, Bovidae. Gene Ontology annotation, biological process: skeletal muscle thin filament assembly. The transcript has 2 exons. Gene Ontology annotation, cellular component: actin filament; striated muscle thin filament; stress fiber. The record is from RefSeq and is a predicted model, not a curated record.